AGCACUUUUAUCAACAGACCUGCCCUAGGGAUUUUACCUCCAGAGAACUUUGCGGAAAGACUGAAGGAAUCUUUGUUAUCAGUGGCUCCUAAGGGCCUGCCACAGGUGAUCACCAUGUCUUGCGGAUCCUGCUCUAAUGAAAAUGCCUUUAAAGCAAUAUUUAUGUGGUACAGAAACAAGGAGAGGGGCCAUAAUAAUGUCACCAAAGAGGAACUGGAAUCUUGCAUGAUUAACCAGCCCCCCGGCUGCCCCGACUACGCCAUGCUCUCCUUCAUGGGCGGCUUCCACGGAAGGACCCUGGGUUGCUUAGCUACAACUCACUCUAAAGCAAUUCACAAAUUGGACAUUCCAUCCCUGGACUGGCCUAUUGCUCCAUUUCCAAGGCUAAAGUAUCCUCUGGAAGACUUUGUGAAGGAGAACCAACAGGAAGAAGCCCGUUGUUUAGAGGAGGUGGAAGACCUGAUUGUAAAGUACAGGAAAAAGAAGAAGAUUGUGGCUGGGAUCAUUAUAGAACCAAUACAGUCAGAGGGUGGGGACAAUCAUGCUUCAGAUGACUUCUUCAGGAAGCUACGGGAUAUUGCCAGAAAGCAUGGUUGUGCGUUCUUGGUGGAUGAGGUGCAGACAGGAGGUGGCUGCACAGGAAAAUUUUGGGCACAUGAACAUUGGGGCCUGGAUGACCCAGCUGAUGUGGUAACAUUCAGUAAGAAGAUGAUGACAGGAGGAUUUUUCCACAAAGAGGAGUUCAGGCCAAAUGCUCCCUAUCGGAUUUUUAAUACCUGGCUUGGAGAUCCAUCCAAGAACCUUAUGCUUGCUGAAGUCAUUAAGGUUAUUAAAAGAGAAGACCUUCUAAACAAUGCAACCCACGCCGGGAAAGCACUACUGACUGGGCUGCUGGAUUUACAGGCUCGUUACCCUCAUCUUAUCAGCAGAGUGAGAGGAAGAGGAACAUUCUGUUCGUUUGACACUCCAAACGAUGCAACUAGAAACAAGUUAAUUACAAUAGCCAGAAACAAAGGUGUUGUGCUGGGAGGCUGUGGCGACAGAUCGAUUCGUUUUCGUCCAACAUUGAUCUUUAAGGAUCAUCAUGCGCACCUCUUUCUGAACAUUUUCAGUGACAUCUUAGCAAACUUCAAGUAAAAAGCAGUUCCCUCGCACUGAACAGCUGACUAUGAAAUUAGUUUGCAUUAAUUCAUCUCUUCUGUACUUACAAGAUAAGUGUAAAGUCAUAAACUAAGGUUUGUGUUCUGUCUGUAAUCCCACCCAAGGCAAGCUGCUCCAUGCAAACUCGACCCAGGCACAGCAUUGGUACUGGUCACCAGCAGGUACGUGCAGCUGUCCCACACUGUGCAUUUGUAGAAGCUGUGGCCCUCCAUCUUCUGGCCUGGGUCAUAUUAAUUGCAGAGUCCUCUCUACAUUCAUGGCCCUGACUAUUUGAUAG
Fulmarus glacialis (Northern fulmar) is the source of this 1438-nucleotide messenger RNA. RefSeq names its product 4-aminobutyrate aminotransferase (gene ABAT). Lineage: Eukaryota; Metazoa; Chordata; Aves; Procellariiformes; Procellariidae. The record is from RefSeq and is a predicted model, not a curated record. Gene Ontology annotation, molecular function: pyridoxal phosphate binding. The transcript has 10 exons. Gene Ontology annotation, cellular component: mitochondrion. Gene Ontology annotation, biological process: GABA catabolic process. The annotation marks the transcript as partial.